This is a messenger RNA of Alternaria burnsii, 1266 nucleotides long. RefSeq lists its product as uncharacterized. The record is from RefSeq and is a predicted model, not a curated record. The transcript has a single exon. Lineage: Eukaryota; Fungi; Ascomycota; Dothideomycetes; Pleosporales; Pleosporaceae. The coding region runs from base 1 to 1266 and encodes 421 amino acids.
AUGACAGCGAAUACUGUCCGAGACGCGUUCGGCCGACUUCCCGAGGAGCUCAGGAUACAAAUUAUCAAAUCCUCGCCUGACCCCUGGUCGCUAUGGAGCUUGACUUACGCGUCACCCGUCAUGGGCAGAGUGCUCGACCGAUAUCCGUUGGAGAUUCUGGAGGUAGUCCUCGACGCUGCCGUCCCUACAACGACUCGUCGCCUCAUGUACGCGCUUCUCAAAGUGCGGUUGCAGCGCUUUCCAGCAUCCUUGGCUGAGGCUAAGGAGGUUGCCAUCGCGGAGGUGACGGAGGUGACGGAUGAUAUGCGUUCGUUCCCACUGGAUCGAGCUGCGGAGGCAGUACGGUACUUGCUUGCUACCGCUGAAAACGUGCAUACCUGGUCUCAUGCCUGCCUCGAACAUUUGAUACAAAAGUCGUUGGAUAUGCGGCCUUCUACCAUCAUUGAGCAAGGACGUUCGAGUUCACUUUGGGAGAUAUUCGGAAACGCAGAAAGUCGUAAGGACUUUCUACCACAGUGUACAGGCCCACCUUCGUGGGUGGAAGAGCAGCGGAUGAUCAAAGCUUUCUGGCAGUUGCAAUUCAUAUUGGAACUUCAGGACGCCGGUAACAAGGGCCGACUGAGUUCCCAUUGGUCGGGACAAGAAGUUGAUGUGUUGUCAAAUAUCAACGUGGAUUGCUUCUACGUGCAUCGCAGUUACAUUGGGCCGACCCAUUUUGAGGGCCAUCAAAUCUUGACCGCUAGCGAAUUUCUUGGCGCAGUCACCUCUGGCACUAUUACCUCGGUAGAGGCUUUUGGCAAUGAUGCUUAUGGCUUACCAACAAUACAUUGGACUCGAGUGCCCGCGCCAAGGUGUUCCUGUGCCCAGCCGCUUUUCUUCGAGCGUAACAGUAAACAGGACAGAUUCCAACAAGGAAUAGAACACCUGGAAGGUCCUCCGAGGUCGAUCACGAUGUGGAACCUUAUGUCUUCCGAACCUCUUGACGGGCAACCGUAUCUGUGGAAUAUUCCCUUCGAUCCCUUUCGCAAAUUUGGGUUCGCCAUAUGGGACAACCAGCGCAUGGUAGACCUAGGCAUGCGGAGCGGGAACCCUAGGAGUCUGCUUGGAGCAUACCCACGUGACUGUUUCAGAUGGUGGAGCAUCUUGACCGAGGAGGAAAUUGGCUUUUUCAAGGAGCUGCAAAGAAUGAGAGAGAUUCUCAAAUGUGAGAUUCCAUAUGUGUACACACCUGACCCAUGGAACCCUGACCCUCUAGCUGAUGGGUGA